CUUUAUUUCCUUCUGUUGCGAAUUGCACAUGAUAAUCCAGUCCGGGUUUUGCCUUGUGUCCUGUUUCUAGGAUCUGUGAGCAUCCAGAGGCGGAGGGUUUUUUUAUAUCCCAGGAUCUCUCUUACUCCGAGCUUUCAGUCUCAGCCUGUCCGAGUGAACUUCACUGAUCAGGCACACAUCAGGAUUUCAUCCACACUUAAGGAUCCAUGAGGGUGGGCUUAGCUCUGCAACAUUCAGAGUGGAUCGGUAGAGGAAAAAGCGACGACUUCUUGCCUUUUUAGUAGUCACCCUGGACUAUAUAUCUGUACGUAUGUAUGUACAUAUAUCCUAAUAUACGGCCGGGGGAGAUCUCGUGGAAAUCAGCGACCGCUACCUGGAGACUUCGCCUCAGCUCCCCAGCGCGGUAUUUGACAGGACUUUUAAGGGGACUUCGUACGGGUUUGGGCUGGGGCUAAAAAGUGUAUUUUCAACAUCUGUGUGCACACACCAUGUCUUGGAUUUCUGCUCUCUUGGCAGUGCUUUGCACUUUAACUGUGUUUUAUGGUUCGGUUCUGGCUGAUGCGAAAGCUCGGACCUGUUCUGAGGUGAGACAAGCUUACAGUGCGAAAGGAUUCAGCCUCAGCAACAUCCCCUACCAAGAGAUUUCGGGGGAGCAUCUGCGAAUAUGUACACAAGGUUAUACAUGCUGCACCUCAGAAAUGGAGGACAAGCUGAGCCAACAAAGUAAAUUGGAAUUUGAAAACAUGGUAGAAGAAACAAGUCAUUUUCUGCGCACAACAUUUGUUUCCAGACAUAAGAAGUUUGAUGAAUUCUUCAGAGAACUGUUGGAAAAUUCUGAGAAGUCACUGAAUGACAUGUUUAUACGGACAUAUGGCCGAUUGUACAUGCAGAAUUCAGAAGUGUUCCAGGAUCUCUUCACAGAAUUAAAGCGAUACUACACAGGUGGCAAUGUAAACCUGGAAGAGAUGCUCAACGAUUUCUGGGCCCGUUUACUGGAACGUAUGUUCCAGCUGGUAAACCCUCAGUACCAUUUCACAGAGGACUACCUCGAAUGCAUCAGCAAAUACACCGACCAGCUCAAACCAUUUGGAGAUGUGCCUCGAAAGCUGAAGAUACAGGUGACAAGGGCUUUUGUUGCAGCUCGGGCCUUUGUGCAAGGUUUGACUGUUGGCAGGGAAGUUGCCAAUAGAGUAUCAAAGGUCAUUCCAACACUAGGGUGCAUUCGUGCACUAAUGAAGAUGAUGUAUUGUCCUUACUGCCAUGGACUCCCCACUGUGAAACCUUGCAACAACUACUGUCUUAAUGUAAUGAAGGGCUGCCUGGCCAAUCAGGCCGAUUUGGACACGGAGUGGAACCUUUUCAUUGAUGCUAUGCUCUUGGUAGCAGAAAGGUUGGAAGGGCCUUUCAAUAUUGAAGCUGUCAUGGAUCCAAUUGAUGUGAAGAUUUCUGAUGCCAUCAUGAAUAUGCAGGAGAACAGCAUGCAAGUGUCAGCUAAGGUUUUUCAAGGAUGUGGUCAGCCGAAACCAAUCCAACCUGGGCGUAAGUCACGCUCCAUUUCAGAAAAUUUUAACAUAAGGUUCAGGCCCUACAGCCCUGAGGAGCGUCCGACCACUGCAGCUGGCACAAACUUGGACAGACUGGUUACCGACGUUAAAGAGAAACUGAAGUUGGCUAAGAAGUUCUGGUCCACAUUGCCUUACACCAUUUGUAAUGAUGAGAAAGUGACAGCUGGGGCGCCUGUUGAAGAAGACUGCUGGAAUGGACAUACCAAGGGCAGGUACCUGCCUGAAAUUAUGAAUGAUGGUCUGACCAAUCAAAUCAACAACCCAGAAGUAGAUGUGGACAUCACUAGACCAGAUACAAUGAUUCGUCAGCAGAUCAUGGCGCUUAGAGUGAUGACCAACAAACUGAAGAAUGCUUAUAAUGGAAAUGAUGUAAACUUCCAAGAUUCAAUUGAUGAAGCAAGUGGCUCUGGGAGUGGUAGCGGCUGCACCGAUGAGAUGUGUCCUCCAGAGUUUGACUUUGCAACAACUGAGGCGCCACCAGGGCCCAACAAGAGUGAGCCAAAAGGUUCUACAGCAGUCAGACCUUGCCCACAUUGGCUGGCUAUAUUUGUCAUCUCUCUACUCCUGGUACUACAAAGACAGUGGAGAUAAUCAGUGACAUACAAUAGUGAUACUGCCUUUAAAUCAAGGACAAACACUCUUUUCCUUUUGGAUAUGCCAUCAAACACACACCAUCUUAGAACGGUAACAGUUUUAAAGCAGAGAGGUACUGUCGCCUGCUGCCCCUUUACCCAAAGACCACUAGGUGCCAUUCAGGUACAGUCAACCAGUGCUAGGUUGCUUUAUAUUCACCCAGACCUCAGAUGAAAAGAAAAACUCUCUGAAGAUUGCUCACCUGCAGUUGGCUUUGUUCCAGAAACAAGACAUCAUCCUCUCUGCUUAUUUUAUGCAGCUAAAGAAACAGGAUUCAAUAAAGACUUGGCCUGGACUUGUUAUGAUUUAUACAUUAAUUAUGAUUUUAAUAUCUAAGUUCUACUUUUACAGUUUCCACAACACAAAAGGAACGGCUGCAAAAUGUUCUGGAUAAUAGGAAGUGUAUCUGAUGUUUCUCUUUACAGAGACUUAGAAACUAACAGUGAAGUUCAGUAACGACAGUGGUUGAAUGAUGCAUGAAUGUUGUUGGUUUAUUGGCACAGUUCCUCUCAACCAAUCAACCACUUUGUUGGAUUGUCAAUUAGGAAAUAUGAAAUAUGCAGUUUUGUUAACAGAUGAAUUUAUAAUUGGCUUUUUUUGUAAACUGAGCAAUUUGGAGUGUUAUAGAGCUUUCAGAACAAAUGACUACAUAAACAUUAUAAUGAACAGCUGGUGAAAAAAACCAAGAUAUUUGGUAACAAAUAAAGGGAUUUAAUAUUGUACUUUUAAUAAGACAUGUGAUAUGUGCCAUGUUGCCAAUCACAACAGAAGAAAGACAUAGGAAGGUUAUGGCCUCUGACCUUGCUGUUUUUUUGCUGGUGUUCCUAAUCCAAUGAAAAUGGUCCUGUAUGUGUAUCCAAUUAUCCCUAAUGCUCUUCUGUUUGCCUGUUGUUCCAUGUCUUCUUAAUAGGUUCCUUAACAAGUUAUAAUCCUACCGAUGCCAGCCAUUUAAGAAACUCAAAAAAAGCAAAAUUCUAAUUUUAUUUUCAACUUUUAGUUCUAGUGGUAGUCAUCUAUUUUUAUAUUAAAAAAUUUAAGUAAUUCUAAGUGUUAGCUCAGGGUUUAAAUGUCAUUGUAUUACCUGCAUUUUACCAUAUCUCGAAUGCUCAGCACAAUAGUGACUCGGGAACAUUUAUAUUGAAAAAGGACAAAUUAUACAGCUGUAGAAACACCAGUUGGCAAUGUAAUUGGUGAGUGGUUCUUGUUGACACCACUCAUAUUGAAGAAAGCAUCUGACAAUUUUAUAGGUUUUGCCUUUGCUGUUCUGUGACACAGGUAAAUCUGUAAUGAGUGGUUAAAUUCGCUUCCUUACAUGCUAUCUAUCUGAUGCAAUCUGGGUGAAAUUCUCAGGUUUUGUGGUAACAGCAUGUAUUAUUGAAGGGAAAAUUAAAAUCCAUGCCUUUCAA
Molecule: messenger RNA, 3604 nt
Organism: Carcharodon carcharias (great white shark)
Lineage: Eukaryota; Metazoa; Chordata; Chondrichthyes; Lamniformes; Lamnidae
Product: glypican-6-like
Exons: 9
Coding region: 489-2156 (555 amino acids)
Biological process (GO): regulation of protein localization to membrane; cell migration; regulation of signal transduction
Cellular component (GO): synapse; plasma membrane; extracellular region
Source: RefSeq, a predicted model, not a curated record